ACGGCAAGUCGCAUCGAACGCCGCAGCGCCAAGACUUUCUCGUCUCAGGAUUUCAGAGUCCAGCGCGACAAUCGCAGUCGAUUUCCCAGCUCAAGUGAUCUCACAAGAUAGAGUGAGACGAUCCAGUUGUGCGCGGAGUGUUGUGGUUUAGCAGCCAAAUAAGGGUUCUCGUCAGUGCACAUUUCCGAUAUUUUACACCUGUCCACCUUUUUGUGCGCGCCUCGUAGUUGGAAAAGUUUAAAGAGCGGAAGGUGGCUAUUGGUGCGUGACACUGUAUUCAGAGUUUUCACAAAAAUAACCGACAAAAGUAACAAUAAAAGUGCUCAAAUGUUUGUUGAAUCAAUAAUUUCUUGUCGUGCCACAUAAUGUGAAUUGGCCAGAUACGCUUUUCCGAAAAACCCUCUCUUGUGUUGUUGUUCACGACCCGAUCGCCAUGGUGACGCUGAGGAACUGAAAGGCGAGAGGAGCGAGAAAAAAAGAGGUGUAUUGGCAAAUUAGAAAACUCGAGACACACUGUGGCGUUUUGCAGUUAGAAAAUAAUCUUCAAGUGCGUAUUUGGAAAGGCUUGACUUGAGUUGCAAAAUGGCAAGAGCAGCAUUGAUAGUACUUCUCGCAGUGAUAAACACUUGGCCGUGUCUCGCUGUGACCAUCACCAAGUCGGCCUAUCGAGAUGUUGUGGUGGAGAUUGAGGACUCCGUUCCUCGCGAGCAGUGCGUCACAAUUCUCACGGAAUUGGAGGCUUCCUUGGCGUCUGCGUCACAGUUUCUCUUCUCGGCACUCGAUGGACGAGCAUAUUUCGGCGAUAUCACCGUCAUGAUCCCCAGCACGUGGCCAGACGUCUGCCUCCCGCCAAAUCGCACCACGGCGCCCUCCAGCGGCGAGCGCAGCGACAUCACCGUCACGUCGAUCCAUCCGAUACACAGCGAAGCAGUCUGGACACUCCAGUCCGGCGGAUGCGGCGAAGCGGGAGAGCAAAUCUUCAUGAGCUACACCGGACUCAAUCGCGAGUCCUUUGGGAAGGAGUUCGUGCGUGAGUGGGCAAAGUUCCGCUACGGUGUGUUCGAUGAGAGGGGCUUUGCCAGAGAUCCCGUCUACCCCAAAUGUUUCAUGACGGACAAACGCCAUGUCACCGGAUGCUCAGACUCACCGAUUGAUCCUGAAGGCAUCUGCGAGGACAAUCUCACCAACUACAACACAACCACUGCUGUCGAUCCCAGUGCACGCACGAGUCUAAUGUAUGCCGCCGAAGCGCCAAGCGUCGUGAUGUUCUGCGAUGAAGGAAACCACAACCGAUUCGCUCCGACCAAGCACAAUCAUCUCUGCGGUCGCCAGAGCACUCUCGAGGUCAUCCUCAAGCAUGCUGACUUCACGGGAAGCAACAUUGUGUCCGUCACGUCUCCCUCCUCAAUCGUCAACACUCAUCCCACCUUCAAUUACAAGAAGCGCACAACAACGCGCUACGUCAUCGUGAUCGACGAGACGCAGGAUAUGCAGAUCAGAGAGUCCUGGAGUUUCCUCAGGAACGCCAUCCGCAAGUGGGUUGUUUACGAUCUACCACGCAAUACCGAGGUUGGUGUGGUUUUGGCGAACGACACUGCUGCUGAUAAGGUCCUGCCCAUCUCGUCCCUGAUGGUGCCUAAGACUAGAGAUCUAGUUGCCUCCUUCAUUCCCUACUCGCCUAACGAUUCGCGGCAGCCGGCUUGUGUUAACUGCGCCGUGAGGGACGCCAUCAGGAUGCUGAGGGAGAGGAGUCGCCUGAUAGGACCGGCCAGCAAUGUUGUCCUCAUCAUUGCUCCUGGAAUGGACUACAAUACUGAUCAUCACACGAUUUCCCUCGAAGCGAAUUCAGCCAAAGUCCGGAUCGUCACGAUCAACUAUCCAGGUGUGAUCAGACGACAACCUCUGGACAUCUUGUCUGCGAAGACUGAUGGCUCAUCCUUCACGAUCAUGGAGAACAAGUACAAUGGCGAGAAGACCUUCUUGUCCACUUACUUCGAACUCACCAAUGUCCUCUUCCACAUCGCUACUCAGUACUAUGAGGGCAAUCCUGCUGAUCUCCCGGUUGAGAUCCACCGCAAAGAGCUCGUGGAUAUUGUUGAGGAUGCCAAUUCUGCCAAGAGAAUUAGCCGUCUCAUAACAGGAAGCUUCAUGCUAGACAACUCAAUGGGAGUGCCAUCGUCCUUCUUCGUCUACACGCACAACGUCGAACUGCCCUUAAUACAGGGCUUGAAGCUUAUCAGCCCAAAUGGUGUAGUUUAUUCCACAAAGAGUGACUCUCGAUUGUCCGUGAAGCAGCUGAUGAUUCCCGCCACGAUAAACGAGACAGGAACCUGGACCUACACAAUCGAGAGGUUCAACGGCAAUCCUCAACCGCACUAUGUUCAAGUCAUGGUGACUCCCAGGAAUGGACAGGCGCCUGUGAUCAGAGCCAGAACUUGGAUCAGGCGAAGUCCAGGAGGAGGACCAAUUCGUCUGUUUGCCGAGGUGAAGAAAGGACUCUUGCCAGUCCUGUCAGCCUCCGUAGAGGUCAGAAUCACCCGGCUCAGCGCUCAGUGCAAUGCCUCUGUGGAUUGCUUCAAGAGCUUCAAGCUGCUGGACACCGGCAGUGGCGAUCCUGACGUCACCCGCGGUGAUGGCAUCUACUCACGCUACUUCAGCAGCACUGAAAUGGGCAUUGGCACUUACAAGAUGGAAGUCACGGUCACUGAUAACGGCAACACGGCCUACUCACUGGCCGAUGAGGCCUUCGCGAGGAACAUGGAUGGAAAGGGUCAACCUUGCUGCGGCAGUGUUAUUCCAGUUCCAUCCAAGCAACCGCUGCCGCCGUUCCAGCGAGUUCUGCCCGCCAUCACAGUCUUCGUCACCAAAGAACAGUCCGAUCUCGAGAGCAAGGAGAUUUAUGGGAAGAUUGGAGAUCUGAGAGCUGAGGUUCUCGAGGGCAUGAAAGUCCGACUGAGCUGGACUUCGCCGGAUCUCGGAGGUCUCAAUGUGGCUCGAUAUGAGGUGAAGUACGCCACAUCCAUUGAUGAUAUUGUGAGCAACUACGAAACGGCGGCUAUUAUGUGGACACACGAUCAGCCAUUUGCCUUUUCGAUCGGAGAUGAGACGUCGUUCAUCCUCAACAUGACCACAGAACCUGAACUUAUUGGCCAGCCGCUGUAUUUUGCGAUCCGCGCUUACGCACAACUCUCCAAAGAUGCCCUCGCCAGUCAAGUGUCCAACUAUGUCCGUGUGUUCGUCUCGCGACCGAGUCUUCCAUCCACCGCUCCGCCUAACUACGCCACAGAUGGAAUCUACUCGUCCUGGCCAUUCGGGAAUGACAGCGAGAACUCGGACAAUUUCAUCCCACGCAUCGCCCAAAGCAUGAACAUUGGUCUGGAACUGAUUAUCCCCAUCAUCGGUGGGAUCAUCCUGCUGAUUGUGCUCAUCUUCAUCUACUGCUACUGCUCAGUGGCCAAGAGGAGAUCCGGAGGGGCUGAGAAGAAGAAGACGAUGAAGCAGAUGAAGAACGAGAGCAACCUGGUGAAUGUGAUUGUGCCGUCGCCGGUGCACCAGAAUCACCAGAACAAUCUGCACACGGAGAAGCCUCUGGACAACUCCAUGAUGCAGACCUACGAGGCGCUGCACGAUGUGCCGGAUCUGCACACUGUGGGAGUGCCCAUCUACAGUCUGGACGAUGAUCUCAGGGCCAAGAAUCGCUACUCGUUGGUUCACCAUCAGGAGCAGCAGUUGAUUGAGGAGCUGAAGCAGACGCAUCAUAUGCAGCGCGAGAUCCCAGUGACCCUGACAGGCACCUACGGACCGCCAGGACUCAGCAUUAUCUCCACUGGCAAUACACUCGGCCGCAACGGACGCACUCUCAGUCCCUACGAGUCUUGGACCGCUUCCCAGCUCCUCACUGAGCACGAGCGUCGCCACAGUCCGACUGAUGAUCUCCUCCUGGCCAAUGCAAACGGCAUGGAUGGUCACGUGGAUCACAUGCCGCCAAAUGACCAGAUGCUGCUGCUCAACAAUCACCACAACCGGUCAGACUGUGUCUCCCUGUCCGGCAGUCACAUGGCGCCCCCGGUGCCGCCGCUCCCCUACAGCACCGGCGACUACCAAACGCAGACCAACUACGUGAUCUACGGCCGAGGACAGAACCAGCCGCCGCCAAUGUAUUCAGUAGUGAAUCGUGGCAAUUCCUCGCCCGGAGCGGCGCCGCCGCAAUUCGGCGUCAACUCCUCGCUGCAAGGCUCUCUCAACUCUGUCAACUCCAGCGAGAAGAAGCGACGCAAUGUGACCAUGGUGUAGGCUCCGCGAGCGCCACGAACCAAUGUGACUAGUCAGCAAAUCCCUAAUCGAUAGGCAUUAAUGUGUACUCAGAUCCUAUGUGUAUCUCAUAAUUUUACUAUGUGUAUGUCGUAAGUUUCGAGGUAAUAAAUAGAUAUUAAACAGAAUGA
Messenger RNA from Phlebotomus argentipes, 4442 nucleotides. Its product is annotated as calcium-activated chloride channel regulator 1-like. Lineage: Eukaryota; Metazoa; Arthropoda; Insecta; Diptera; Psychodidae. The coding region runs from base 583 to 4293 and encodes 1236 amino acids. The transcript has 4 exons. The record is from RefSeq and is a predicted model, not a curated record.